AGAUACUUACUUUCAAGCUGACGGCAGCCAUGUUGGAUUUUUUAGGGCUUCCCUAGAUUACCCAUCAUUCCAUGCGCAUAACAAAGAUGGCGGCGCCCAUCAGGGAAUUGGCGAUAUUUCUUCUCGGACUGUACAUCCAGUGUGCACUUGGUCAUGUCAUUGAGCUGAAUAAUAACUUUCUUGAAGACAGACAUAAAGGAUCCUGGCUUGUAGAAUUCUAUGCUCCGUGGUGUGGACACUGUAAGAAGUUGGAGCCAGUGUGGCACAAUGUAGGCCGGUCUCUGCAGGGGUCCCCCAUCAAGGUAGCACGGGUAGACGCUACCAGGUACACAGCUGUUGCUAAUGAGUUUACAAUCAGGGGAUACCCCACCAUUAAGUUUUUCAAAGGGGACCAGAUUUUCACCCAUAAUGGAGGAAGGUCCAUGGAGGACAUUGUCCAGUUUGCUCAGAGAGCACAAGGUCCUGCAGUAAGAGAGCUGAGAAGUGUGACCCAGCUGAAUGAUCUGCGCAUCAAACACCCUGUCUUCUUCCUGUAUGUGGGAGAUGAUAAUGAUUCUGAGCUGAAGACAGCAUACAGUGCAAUAGCAGAAGAUUAUGUGUUGAAGGGCUACUUCUACCAAGCUCCGCCCACCAUUCUACCUCAGGAUAUUAAAGUGGACACAUUGCCAACAGUUCUGGUUUUGAAAGACCGAAAAUACUUCAAAUAUGGAGGUGGUGACAAGGCCUUGCUCAAGGACUUCAUAGAGCUGGAGAGAUUCCCAGCAUUCCCUAGGAUAAGUGGUGACAACAUUAACGAACUGGCAGGUUCAGGCAGAAGGAUAGCAGUCGUAGUGAUAGAGCACAGUUCAGUCCCAACAGAUGUAGAAGAAGACACAAGAGUAAGAGAUAUGCUACAAGAACUGGCGAAGGGAAGAGACACAGAGUUUCACAGUACCUUUCUGUAUGGCUGGAUGGAUGGAACAGAACUCAUCAACCAGAUCACCAUGAGUUUUGUCAGCACCCCGGCCAUUAUUGUCUUGGAGCCCUCCACAGAGUCCUACUACCUACCUGACACCCCCACCGCAGGAAUGGCACGGCCACAACUGAAGGGGUUCCUUAGAAAAGUCAUCAGUGGUGAUGCACCUGCCUAUGGUGGGAACAGUUUCUUACAGAGAUUAAAGCGAGUCUUCUAUGACUUCUUCACAGGAGUCACGUCACUGUUCCGAGCUCAGCCUUUCAUAGCGAGCAUCCUGAUCGGCCUACCCACCUUCGUCGUGACAUUCCUGUGCUACUCCCUCUGUACCACGGAGGUUGUGGAUGACAUGGAAGAUGAAGACGACUUGUCAGAGGAUGAGAAAGAAGAUGAAGAUAGGAUUGACAGGUAUGAGGAGGUGUCAGGGCACAUGAAGAAAGAGUGACUUAAAAUGUGGACCAUUUUCAUAUCUUUUAUCUGUUGUCAUUUUUUUCCUCUUUUCAUACUGUGAAAUCUUUCUACAAGGCUAUGAGAGAAAUAGCUAGGAGAAGUCCUUUUGUGGUACAUUUUCUGUUCCUUAAUUUAAAAGCUGCUUUGUAAUGUAAAAAAUAGAUAUGGUAAGCAUAUUUGAGGUUCAAAGUCCACAUGACUGUAGUGUAGUAUUAAAUAGAACAAUAGAAGAAUUUUAGAUAGUCACAUACAUAUGUAACUACAUGUCUGUUUGUAAAAGGUUAGUGCUUGUAAUUGUUACAUUAUUCAAACCCUAGGUCAAUAUUUUGUAAUAAAGAUAGGAUGAGAGCAAUCAUGAUGAUGAAAGAAAAUUUGUACCUGCUAGUGGCCAAAACAAGAAAGGUUAGAUAGCAUUCUGUAGAUUUAGUGUUUUGCAUAUAAUUGCUCAGAUAAAAGAAAAUAAUCAGAUGUACUGUAUAACAAGUGCAACAGAUACAUUUACUGACUGGUAUGGAUGUUUGUAGUGUAAGAGGAAAUGCAGUUGACUGCGCUGAACUAGAAUGCAACCCUACACAUUUAAUCAUGUUUAAAUUUAGAAUACUGAUCAAGAUUUUAAAGGGCUCCAUCAUGUCAUAGAGAGAUGUGUUGUACUUAAUUAAUACUUUAUUGUUAGCUUCAAGAAUGUGAUAAGGACAAUACAGUAAUUGGCUGACUGAUAUUUUGUACUUUGAGACAUUGAUUGGGACUUUUUUGCCAUAUACCUUUAGGCUGCAAUAUGGGGUGCUUUAUGUUACCAAUUUUUGUGAUACUGUGUGAAAAACAAUCAACCCUGAGUCUUUCAUAGUAUCUUCAAAAUUUAAAGUAAAAAUUUUGUAUUAUGACCUAGCAGAGGCUACUGCCAGUCCGAGUUGCUUCGUGUGGCUGUCUUUAUUUCACAACAAACUUAAUUUUGCACCAAUAGCUAGUCUGUAAUGUCCACAGUAUGCAGAGGUAACAUCUUUAAUCCAGACAGUGUAAAUACAUAUCAUAAAAACCUUUUCAAGAAUGUAACAUUACAAUAACCAUGACAUACCACUUAUUAUAAGAAUAGAGGUAUGUUUUAGGUGUGAGGAAAUGAUAAAAUACAGUUGGUGCAGUCCAUGUCCAUGUCCAUUCAUGGGAGCACAGGUAGACAGAUAACCCACUCAAGGCUGUUGAUGCAUUGAUAAAGUGUGUACCUUACAAUUGUAAAUGUUGGUUUUACCUUCUUUUUGGCACAAUAGAAAGUGGAACAGUAACAGUAAUAUUUACAGAGUAGUAUCAGAAUUGUCAUACAUAUUCUACUACACAAAUUGGGCAAGUUGUGUGACUGUAUGUGCAUGUUUGUAUGUUUUUCAAGAUGUUUGUUCCAGGAAGUGCCAUCUACUAUAGAAUUCUUGUAUUAAAAAAUUGAUCCA
Molecule: messenger RNA, 2838 nt
Organism: Branchiostoma belcheri (Belcher's lancelet)
Lineage: Eukaryota; Metazoa; Chordata; Leptocardii; Amphioxiformes; Branchiostomatidae
Product: protein disulfide-isomerase TMX3-like
Exons: 16
Coding region: 72-1397 (441 amino acids)
Biological process (GO): peptidyl-cysteine oxidation
Cellular component (GO): endoplasmic reticulum
Molecular function (GO): protein disulfide isomerase activity
Source: RefSeq, a predicted model, not a curated record